AUGAAAGGAUCAAAGCUCUUGUUCCGAUCAGUUGACAAGUCAGCCGUGCGAGCGGUAUCGCAAUCCUCAAGGCGGUGUGUACAUACCGUCAUCCCUAGCUCAAGUCGUUGCACCCUGCCAACUAAGGUGCAACCUGUCGGCAGAUCAUGUUUACUUUCCCAGCCCGCCGAGCUUUCGAGAGCGAUCUGGCCUGGCACACAUGUGAAGCUUACGAGUGGCAAACAUUCUCUCCUCCUCUCGGAAACGCAAGAUUCGGGAGCGCCAGAAACACCGCGUGGCGCCAAGGAGGGAGGUAUCUCGGACCAUGAAUAUCAGACCAGGGUCGGAAAAGCCUGUCGAGUGCUGGUCGAUAGCUUGCCUGACUUUAUGCAAAAGGGUGUAGUCGAUCUCGAGGACCUGGACCCUAACUACGAGUCUUCCCACUCUCCAGGAAGGCGGUCAAAAUGGAGCGCCAAGGGCCUUCUUCCCAGCCUGUCGCCCUUCCUAGGACAGAGCUUACUAAGACGCUCGGCAUGGUCACAGAAGGGCAAGGUCAAGGUGGCGGAAGAUGAAAACGUAUUCGACAGUCUUUACCAUCCUUCCAUCGCAUUCGAAUUUCGACCGCCAAUUCCGCACAUCAGCCUCGGCAAGUCAGAAGGAUCCAAGGUAGACAAGAGCUCCCCACGCAAAGCUAGGACGCAAUCCGACGAGUCCGAUGAUCGAAGAAGCAGCUCAACCUCGCUCGAAGUGUACGAAGAGUACUCGCGCGGCGGACCCACGAUAUGCUUUAACGGCCGUACCAUGUACGUCGCCAGCUCACACCUGCUCAGACAUGCUUUAUCGGCCCUGUUCCACGACACUUGCCUCCAUCUUGAAUCUGCCCGCUUCGAAGGCCGUUCCAAAGCAGGCAGCUCAUGGCCAGGGAUCAGCCCUUACAUCAAACGCAGCACCCAGCCAGGCACAGAUGCCGACUCGUCUCAUGGCGGCUCUUGGCAGGACAAGCUAGUCGUCAGGCUACGGUUCGAGGGAAUCUCCCGUGUCUCCUCGCAUCCGCACACGUACACUGUCAUCUUCAAGUACGAGUUUGAUCGUGCCACCGGUAUGAUUGCUCGUCACAUCGUCGACAACAUUCAGCCUGUGCCUGGUAGCAAGGUUUGGGCUGGACUCAGCAACGCCUGGGGAACACUGAGCCCGUAUGGCGUUGCGGGUGGCGGUGCAGCACCUGGUGGAGGUCCUGCCGCUUGCGCUCCAAAGGUCGCCGACAGAGGCGAUUGA
Messenger RNA from Ustilago hordei, 1254 nucleotides. RefSeq lists its product as uncharacterized. Bases 1 to 1254 code for a protein of 417 amino acids. The record is from RefSeq and is a predicted model, not a curated record. NCBI's taxonomy places the organism in Eukaryota, Fungi, Basidiomycota, Ustilaginomycetes, Ustilaginales, Ustilaginaceae. The transcript has a single exon.